Molecule: messenger RNA, 1890 nt
Organism: Syzygium oleosum
Lineage: Eukaryota; Viridiplantae; Streptophyta; Magnoliopsida; Myrtales; Myrtaceae
Exons: 7
Coding region: 363-1646 (427 amino acids)
Source: RefSeq, a predicted model, not a curated record
UGCUUGAAGUUUCUCAUGUGUCGGAGACCACAAAAACCAAGUGAAGCAAAAGCAGAGAGCCCAAGAAUCUCUCUGUCUCAGGGGAGAGUUUUGAGUAGUUUAUACGUUGGAAAUGAUGAGGCAGAGGCAGUGUAACUGCUAAAAAAAACUCGCCACCACUUGGUUUUUUCUUUGUUUGCUGCUUUCGACUGGGGGGGCUUCUGUUUUGUAGGGAUCUGAAGAUAGAUUCACUUCCGUUUACAAAACACACAACAAACCAACCCUGCCCUUCUUACCAAAACACAACAGGACAACCUCAAUGCAUACAAACACAAAACACCCCAUCACAACAAACAACAUCAAGAAGACAACAUUCCUCAGAGAUGGCCUCUUCCUCUUCCUCUUCUUCUUCUGCUGCUGCUGCAAUUUCCACAUUUGUUGUUUUCCUCACUGUUGCCUCUAUACUUGGCACUUCCCUCUCAGCACACACCCCAACGGGUUCAGUCCAUGACCACCGGGUCAACCAAACGUUUCAGCCGGGCAAACAUUCACAGAGGCUGAAGAGAGGCGGCACCAAUGCUUAUCUCAGAAAGAUCAACAAACCAGCAGUCAAGACUAUUCAGAGUCCUGAUGGUGAUUUGAUAGACUGCGUUCUCACCCAUCUUCAACCAGCUUUUGACCACCCUGAGCUCAAAAGGCAGAAGCCAUUGGAUCCACCAGAGAGGCCUAGAGGAAAUGAAUCAGCAGAAGCAGCGGCAAAUACCUUUCAGCUAUGGACACACAGUGGUGACUCAUGCCCAGAAGGAACCAUUCCGAUCAGAAGAACCACAGAAAAGGACAUUUCGAGAGCCAGUUCCAUCCAAAGAUUUGGAAGAAAAAUGAGAAGGAAUGUGAGGAGAGACUCAACAGGCAGUGGCCAUGAGCAUGCAGUUCUUUUUGUGAAUGGUCAACAAUAUUUUGGGGCGAAGGCAAGCAUAAAUGUGUGGUCGCCUAGCGUCACGGACAUGUACGAGUUCAGUUUAUCGCAAGUCUGGGUCAUCUCUGGUUCUUUUGGCAACGACCUUAAUACCAUUGAAGCCGGAUGGCAGGUCAGUCCAGAAUUAUAUGGAGACAACUAUCCAAGGUUUUUCACUUAUUGGACAACUGAUGCAUACCAGGCAACUGGAUGCUACAACUUGCUCUGCUCGGGCUUUGUCCAGACUAACAACAAAAUUGCUAUUGGUGCUGCAAUUUCCCCGAGAUCAUCCUACACUGGAAGACAAUUUGAUAUUGGUGUAAUGGUCUGGAAGGAUCCAAAGCAUGGACACUGGUGGCUGGAAUUUGGUUCAGGGCUAUUAGUUGGGUAUUGGCCGGUAUUUUUGUUCAGUCACUUGAGGAGCCACGCCGACAUGGUGCAGUUUGGAGGAGAAAUCGUUAAUACCAGAUCGAGGGGGUUUCACACAUCCACACAGAUGGGUAGUGGCCAUUUUGCAGAAGAAGGAUUCGGGAAAGCAUCCUACUUCCGAAACUUACAAGUCGUGGACUGGGAUAAUAAUUUACUUCCUCUUUCGAAUCUCCAUCUUUUGGCAGAUCAUCCAAACUGCUAUGAUAUCAAACAAGGGCGAAACAAUGUCUGGGGGACUUACUUUUACUAUGGAGGUCCUGGAAGGAAUGUAAGAUGUCCAUGAACAGUGAACAGAAUGAACUAGGUUAGAGUGUCAUUUAUUCUUCUUUUUCCACCCAAUUUUUCAGGGAGUUAGCUCAUCAUCAUCCCAGUUUUUACAUGUUUUUUGGGUCAAUUUUCCGUUUUUGAUAUUUCAUUAUUACUUUUAACUGGUCACCGAUCAAUUGUCCCACUUUGGGACUAUGUAUAUGGGAAAUGAUUGAGGUGUUAAUAAUACUGGUUUGUGGCUUGUGUCAUGGUUCUUAAAA